AUGCCGCCAAUGGCCAACGCUACCGUGGAAAAAAUGGAAGUCGACGAGCCAAAAAAUGCCGAAGUCAAGCCGGCACCUGAAGUUGUUAAAGAUCCGACAACGGUUGCUCUUGAAAGUAAUCUUACCAUUGAAUUCACUGUGAAGAUUUCUUUUUAGCUCUCAAAGAACAUUGCGCUUUGCUGGAUAAAGGUGAAACCCAUUUGAUCAGCCGUGUGAUUCAAGUAUUGGGUAAAACUCGCAAGAUGUUGAAUAAUGAGGUUUAUUUUUGGGCUUAUUAUUCUGGUAUCUUGUUUGAUUCAGGUCCUGCACCGUACUAUCUCUCAACAACCCAGUGCCAAUCCUCAUUUUGCCGAGAAUUUGAAUAAACAUGUCCCUUUCAACGCCCCACCGGCUCCCGCACAGCUCAUUCCUGUGCCGAUGGAAACUAAUCAGUCAAAACCUUCCAAGUUUGUUAGGAUUUUGACAGAUUUAUCAGAAAAUGGGUUAAGGUCGCCUAGAAAGUCGUUGAAGCCAACGAACAGCUCUCCAGAAUCGGAUAAUUAUUUGCAACUGCUGGUUUUGAUGUACCUCGUUGACAAGAAGAACUACAAGGAGUCGAUCGACGUUGCCAGUUCCAUUAUCAAAUCGGGUCAGUUCUUGCUACGAUGCUUGAAACAAGUGAGAAUGUUUAUAAAGGACAAACAACGGUAUUGAAGUUAGAUUUUGAAAAUCGAAAAUUGAUUUUUGUCAUUUUUUAUGAAGUUUUUGAAGAUCGUAAAGCUGUAUAUUUGAAAAGAAUACCGUGUUUAAAGUGAUUUGCAAAAUAAAAAAAUAACCGCCAGGGAAAAAUUAAAUGAUUUUAAAACGGACUUGAACAAGGUGUGAUAACCGCGGUAUAUAAAAGUUUCCACCUUUUUCGAGAUUUUCGAAUGCUCGGAUUUCAGUUGAACAACACGAUCGUCGUUCUUUGGAUCCCAUCGCCGCCAAAGCGUUCUUCUAUCUUUGCCUGGUCCACGAACGUCUUGAUUCUUUCAAAUCUUUGCAAAAGUCGUUCUGAUUUCCGUUUUUAGUUAUUUUAUGAUUUUCAGUUACUUGAACGCCAAACUUCGCUCAGCGACUCUCCGCAGAUUCCCAGAAUCCCAGGCCGUUUUGAUUUAUUCGCUCCUCCGUUGUUACCUCAUCAACAGGCAAUAUCAUUCAGCUGCCGGUCUUGUUUCGAAGGUUUUUUUUAUUUAUUUUUGAAGUUUCAGCAAUUAUUCAGAAAUUAUCAAUUGUUCCAGUUCAAGUAUCUCGUUUUUUAUCGCCAUUAUAUUGUGUGAUUCUUUCCUAAUUCUGCGAAAAACUACUGAAUGUUUGAGAAAAAUUUGAAAUCUGAGAAAAAAGCAACCUCUAAAUGGGAUCUCACCUGAACUAUGAGUUUGUAGUUCGAGUGGUCAGAGAAUUGAUUUCCUAUUCUUUUUUAAAAAUAUAUGUAUUGUCCAGGACGUAAAACUUACACUCGCACUCAUUAUUUCAAGAAGUAUUCAUAAAUAAAAUUUAUCAUUUUGAGCUUCUCAAAGCCUUCUUUUAGGUCUCUUUCCCUGAAGGCGCCAACAACAAUGAUCUUGCUCGAUACAUGUACUACCAGGGCCGCAUAAAGGCUCUCCAAUUGGACUACACUGAGGCUUCUGGAUAUUUCUUGCAGGUCCUUCAACUCCCUUUCAAAAUAUAAUUUGAAAAGAAAAAUGUUUAGGCUCAGCGAAAAGCUCCCCAAGAAGGCGCGAUCGGCUUCAAGCAAACCGUUCAGAAGUGGAUCAUUGUCAUUAAUUUGCUUCAGGUUCGUUUUUUUUUCUGCGUUUAAGGUUUUUAUUAGAAUACGUAUUCGUUUGAUGGAAAGCCUAAAUUAAAUCAAUUCAACAGGGGCUUGUUAUAAAGAAACAUUUUUUUGGCUUGAGAAAUGAGUUUUAAUAGACAAGGAGAAGAACCAGUGACUUGAAAGAUAAUAAUAGCGGAGAAUAACUUGAAAAAAAAAAUCAACUCCUCUUCGAAGUUUUUGGCUGUUCUUCCAUUGAAGAAGUUUUCUCUGGCUCAAAUUUUCCAGUGAGGCUUUUUCGUCUCGAAUUUCACUUUCCUUAAAUACGAAUGCAACUUUUCUUCUAAUUCUUUUUUUAGGGAGAAAUUCCUGAUCGACACGUUUUCCGUCAACCAAUCUUCCGCAAAUGUUUGGCUCCUUAUCUUGAACUGACCCACGGUAUUUUGAACCAGAAUUCUCGAAUUCGAAUCUUUUUCCAGCUGUUCGUUUGGGCGAUAUUGCCAAGUUCAACAGUGUUCUGCAACAGUUUAGCAAUAAUGUGAGCCAUUUUUUUCAAUAUAGUUCCAAAACUCUCAUUUUUCAGUUUGAAUCGGACGACACUCUGACGUUGAUCGUUCGUCUGCGACAAAAUGUCAUCAAGACGGCCAUCAAGCAGAUUUCCGUGGCGUAUUCGAGGAUUUACAUCAAGGACAUCGCCAAGAAGCUUCUCAUGGACAAUGAGAUCGAGACCGAGUAUAUUGUCAGUUUUGCAGAAGUUAUAAAAAGCUAUUUACUUGAAAAAUAUUUGAUUCCUAAUGUUUUUCAGUUCUUCAAUAAAGUUUUACGUUGUUUGAUGGAAAAUGCUAAAGAUUUUUAAAGCGAGUUCAAAAGCUCCUUAAUAGCUUCGAGCGAGUUUUUUGCAAAUCUGAGUGAAUUUUCCUAUUUUUCAAGAUAUUUUCGUAGCAGAUAAUUCUUUAUGUAUUAAAAGAUUAAAAAUCGCGUGAAUAGAUUGAUGGGGAAGAUGAGGAAGAAAUGUAGAAAAAAAAAUGAAAUACGUUUAAUGACCAAAAUUGUCGAAUGCGUUUCGAGACUUCACAAAUUUCACGGGUUUAAGAGCGCAAAAAAAAAACACAAGAUGAAGAUUUAAAUGUUUUAAGGUGGCCAAAGCGAUCGCCGACGGAGCCAUCGACGCCGUGAUCACUUGCGACACGAAAGACGGAGUCCGGUACAUGCAGAGCAGUGAGACGGCCGACGUCUACCGUACCACCGAGCCACAGACACAUUUCGACUCGAGAAUCAAGUUGAAUAGGCUUCAAUAUCUAUCCAAAGACUAGUUUUUCAGGUAUUGCUUGGAGCUGCACAAUCAGGCUGUGAAAGCGCUGAGAUAUCCGCCCAAGAACAAGGUUGAAGUCGAGAGCAUCGAGCAGCAGCGUGAGCGCGAGCAACAGGAGCUCGAGUUCGCCAAGGUUUCAAAGAAGGAGAAAUUCCCGGGUUUCUAAUCUUCAUCUUUCAGGAGCUGGCUGAAGAAGACGAAGAUGACUUCUAA
Molecule: messenger RNA, 3296 nt
Organism: Caenorhabditis auriculariae
Lineage: Eukaryota; Metazoa; Nematoda; Chromadorea; Rhabditida; Rhabditidae
Source: the annotation of a GenBank genome assembly